This is a messenger RNA of Nycticebus coucang (slow loris), 2711 nucleotides long. RefSeq names its product neurotrimin. The record is from RefSeq and is a predicted model, not a curated record. NCBI's taxonomy places the organism in Eukaryota, Metazoa, Chordata, Mammalia, Primates, Lorisidae. Gene Ontology annotation, cellular component: neuron projection. The transcript has 10 exons. Bases 333 to 1436 code for a protein of 367 amino acids.
UAAAUGAUUCCUGCGAGUGUGUGUGUGAGUGCGUGUGUGUCUGUGCGCCUGUGUUGUAGCUCUUGUCAAUCCUUGGAUUAGAACCAAUGAUUGCAGCUUGUAGGAGGGCUGUCCAGGGCCAGAUUGCACAAUGUGUCUCAGUGCCAGAGUAUGAGUGGAGGUAAUUACGGAGAAGUCAGACUCUCUCACACCCUCGGUUUUCUUGUGUCCUUCAGCAAAACAGUGGAUUUAAAUCUCCUUACACCAGCUUGAGAGCAACACAGUCUACUAGGGAAGAAAGAGAAAAAAAACGAAUCUGACAAAAAAGAAGAAAAAGAAGAAGAAAAAAAAUCAUGAAAACCCUCCAGGCAAAAAUGCACAAUUCUAUCUCUUGGGCAAUCUUCACGGGGCUGGCUGCUCUGUGUCUCUUCCAAGGAGUGCCGGUGCGCAGCGGAGAUGCCACCUUCCCCAAAGCUAUGGACAACGUGACGGUCCGGCAGGGGGAGAGCGCCACCCUCAGGUGCACAAUUGACAACCGGGUCACCCGGGUGGCCUGGCUAAACCGCAGCACCAUCCUCUAUGCCGGGAAUGACAAGUGGUGCCUGGAUCCCCGUGUGGUCCUCCUGAGCAACACGCAGACCCAGUACAGCAUUGAGAUCCAGAAUGUGGAUGUGUAUGACGAGGGCCCGUACACCUGCUCCGUGCAGACAGACAACCACCCCAAGACCUCCCGGGUCCACCUUAUUGUACAAGUCUCUCCCAAAAUUGUAGAGAUUUCUUCAGAUAUCUCCAUUAACGAAGGGAACAAUAUCAGCCUCACCUGCAUAGCAACGGGCAGACCAGAGCCUACGGUUACCUGGAGACACAUCUCCCCCAAAGCUGUUGGCUUUGUGAGUGAAGAUGAGUACCUGGAAAUUCAGGGCAUCACCCGAGAGCAGUCGGGGGACUACGAGUGCAGCGCCUCCAAUGACGUGGCCGCACCAGUGGUCCGGAGAGUGAAGGUCACCGUGAACUAUCCACCAUACAUUUCCGAAGCAAAGGGUACGGGUGUCCCCGUGGGACAGAAGGGGACACUGCAGUGUGAAGCCUCAGCAGUACCUUCAGCAGAAUUCCAGUGGUACAAGGGUGACAAAAGACUGAUGGAAGGAAAGAAAGGUGUCAAAGUGGAAAACAGACCUUUCCUCUCGAAACUCAUCUUCUUCAAUGUCUCUGAACACGACUACGGGAACUACACCUGUGUGGCCUCCAACAAGCUGGGCCACACCAAUGCCAGCAUCACGCUCUUUGAACUAAAUGAGCCCACAAGCUCAACUUUGUUGCAAGAAGUGAAAACUACAGCCCUGACCUCUUGGAAAGGCCCCGGCGCCGUCAGCGAAGUGAACAACAGUACGUCGAGGAGGGCGGGCUGCAUCUGGCUGCUUCCUCUCCUGGUCUUGCACCUGCUCCUCAAAUUUUGAUGUGAGUGCCACUUCCCCACUGGGGAAAAGCUGCCGCCUCUGUCCCCACCAAGCAACAGCAAGAGCAGCACCAACGGCGACUAAUCAGAUACAUUCAAAUGAAAUUCGGAGAAACUAAGCCUCAUGGGACAGAAAUUCGAGGGAGGGGAACAAAGAAUACUUUGGGGGAAAAAAAAAGGUUUAAAAAAGGAAAUUGAAAAUUGCCUUGCAGAUAUUUAGGGUACCGUUGAGUUUUCUUUCUUUUCCCAAAUGGGAAGAACGCACACCGGCUUGGACCCACCCUCAAGCUGCAGCAUCGUGUGACCGCUCUGUGGCCAGCGUGGGCAAGGGCUCAGCCACUCUGCCCUCAAAGUGCCCCCCAACCAUGGAACAUUCUGGAGUCGGCCACCCCAAAUUCAGUCAAUAGAGGGGAACACAGUGUGAGACAUUCAGGCCCAGAUGGGGCAGGGCGGGUCCUUUGCUGGACUGUGCCACCCUUGUGUGUGUUACGACACAUGAAAUUCAAAGGUGAAGAAAGAAAAGGAAACCGAAACAGCCCAACAGCAACAAUCCCACAAACAGUCACAAAAGAUAUCGUUCAAGUUUUUGGGUUUUCUUUUUUUCUUUUUUUAAUUUUUUUUUUCAUUUUACUACGUGGACAUCACAGAUAAUAAGAGCUUCUGAUUCAUUAUUAAUUUUAUUAAUUAUAUUUUCUGAUAUGCGUCUAGAACUUAGUGCAAAAACAAGACAAAACUAAAAAAAAAAGAAAAACCGCAGUUGAAAGGGGUGACGAGAAGUAUGUUUGUUAAACGGUAAAAGUGAAUAGUGUACUUCUUAACUAGGUUUACAACUGGUGGAGCACACACCAGGCAUGAACCACCUGGUGAGGAUUGGGCCUGUCCACCAAAACAAUACAUCCGAUUUAACCAACACCUCCACCAGCGCUUCAGAUUUCCCUUUACCCUGGCAACUCUGCAGACAGUACUAAGCUGUGUACACACCGUUUAGGAACGGAAAGGUGACCGCGCUGUAUUUUGGGUUCGUUGGCUAUGCUUCUUUUGAUGACAUAUAUUAUACAGUAUAUAUAUACAUAUAUUUUUUUUUGUUAGAGUUCUAGCCGUUUCCUUUCUCAGCAGGUCCGUUCUCAGACAUUAUUGCAUGCUGUAUAUGGCGUUAGCUGUGUGUUGGUCUUCUACAAGACGAUAGAGUUUACUGGUACUUGUGUAAUCAGCUCCUGCCUUUUUUAUUUCCCUGGGUUAUUUACAUGUCAGAGACAUUUAUAAAAAAGUGAAAAGA